AUGAAGUGGCUAUCUAAGCUAAUCCACGUUGGUCGGCCUAAUCACACCCUCCCAAACCCAGCAGAAGCAGGUCCAAACCCGGAUUUUUCGCGACGACGGCGGCGAGACCGAGCUUAUGAUUUCGAAGAUAUCAUAGUCCCGGCCCAUAUGUCCGGUGUGAGCGAUGAGCUUUCUCCUGCAAGAGGGCAAAUGAGCAAUACAUUUCAGUUCGCACAACUGGGAAAGAGUUCUACCGGAAUACCCCGUGCAACCAGUUCGCAACGAGAAAAUUCUCAACUUACACCUAGGAAAAUAACAUCACAGAGCGAAGAAGAGUUACAAGAGGAAAGGAGGCUAUUUGGAGGCUCCAGGAAGGAUCCAAACGCCGUUCGUAUAAUACCAGGAACCUUGCCACGAAAAGGAGGAUCUGCCUCAAAUUUAAAGGCCCUGGAAAAUUUCAGCCCACGGAACACCCUCUCUUCAAACUCCGCUAGAACACCAGUCCAAACUUUUGGCGAGAGACACCCCGAGAGGCUUAUCCGUCCGCUCUCGUACAUACAAGAUGUUGUGGCAGUCACUCAGGACGAGGAGAAAGGAAACCAUCCGCGCAAGAGACAGAAGACUGACGAUUCACCAGCUUCCGCGGACGUUAUCGAGGUGAAUGAUGAUGAAUCCGUAAUUCGCGUGGAACCUCCCUCCUCCGCCAGAUCUAGGAACUUCGGCCAGCGAUAUUCGAGCAAAACUCGCUCUAUAAGUCAACAGGACUGUACUACUCCUGAGUUCUGGAACGUUGAAGGUAGGGUACAGGAUUUCAAAGACAAAACUUUACGUGCUCCCGAUUUGACUGAGGAUGAACGAUUCACGAUGGAAGCCAAAGCGCAACGAUUCGGAAAAAAAACCAGCCCACACUUCGCACGUACCGUGGGUUCACAUUUGUUAUCCCCUACCGAACAAAUGUUGACUGUUGAGCUUUCUCCGCUGGAUAAAUUGGAUGGUGCAGGGCCCAUGCAGGCGGAGACGAUGGAAUCUGCGGAAAUUCUCGAAAAUUCAUUCGUACAAACCGAUGGCCAACUACAAUUUUCUGACAUACUUGACAGCCCAGAUGAAAUCCAAGGAGAGAAAACCAUUCGCGAAACUUGGAGAAGCAACUUUGAGGGUCAUCAAAAUAGAAUGCCUGGUGAUAUUAACCCGACCAACUUUUCCAGAGCGAAAAGGGAUCGCAAACAUGCGGUUCACAGGAUUAGACUAUCCAACCAUACUCGGUCGUUUUCCGUUAGGUCAUUUGACGACAGAAUGCAGACUGUGGAGGGGAAAUGCACGCUUAUUGUUAACACGAGGGCUAGUACUUUUACUAUCAGGAAUGAUGAUGAUGAUUCAUCGCAGUCAAGAGAAUUCAAUAUUCUCAAAAUCAACCAGGUUUUGUAUGGUGGCCCAAGGGCUGCGGUGAAGUUUCCCCUUUCCUCGGGAGCAAGAGACGACAUAAAUAUACGAUUUUCAACCGAGAAGGAAUGUUGGGACUACUGUAUCUUGAUGGGGGAAUUGAACAGUAGUUCUAAAUUGACUGAAAAAACGAAUCCUUGGAUGACAAACGCGUUUAAUCGUGAUGCUCAUCUCGGUCGAAGGAACCGUCAACGUAGCCGCUCAAGACGCAAAAGCCCCCAGGAUGGGCAAACUGACACCCCCACUCAACCUUCAAAGCCAACCAGACGCCAGAAGAUUAGUGAGACCCUGCUUGGUGGCGACGGGACGAUUGGAAAUUAUUCCCGGGACACCACACCUCAUUUCCGCGGGCCCUGUAAGAACGGACAUGUAUUUUCACCUUCUCGGAAUCAUAGUCAACCCGACAUAGAUGAUCCCGCAGCUAUUCCUAUCAAAACAUACAAACCUUCUGUGUGCUUGCGUGUCACCCGCUCGCGAGCUCACCAGCAGCCCUCUUUCACUGACAGUGACCACGAACCAUCACCCUCUCCCCUCCGGAAUACUCGUAAAUGGACAAAGCCGCUUGUUUACCCGCCUCAAGGUAAAAAGAAAGCUGAAGUGGAGUUCCACGAUUUGGAACGCUUAGGCGAUGGCGAAUUCUUAAACGACAAUCUCAUCGGGAUUUAUCUGCGUUUUCUUGAGCAUCACAUGGAACGGAAUAGACCCGAUCUUGCUAAGCGUAUUUACUUUUUCAACACCUACUUUUUCGCAAGCCUGACAAACACUCCCAGAGGUCGGAGGGGUAUUAACUACCAGGCGGUGGAGAAAUGGACGAGGAGCGUGGACAUAUUCAAUUAUGAUUAUAUUAUCGUUCCCAUCAACGAAAGCGCCCAUUGGUUUUUGGCCAUUAUAUGCAAUCUGCCUAGCCUCUGUCGCACGGAAUGCAAAAAUGAGAACAUAAUCGACGGGCCAGCCCAAAUACAGGAGAGUGGUGGUUUGAGAAAUCGAGAAAGGGGAGGAAAAGUCAAAGUUGAACCGCAAACCGGAGCCGAUACUACCAUUGGCGUGCAGACAGCACAAAAUGGUAAGGACCAAAUCCUCCGCAAACGUUUUUUUUCAAUGUCCUUAUCAGAUAAAGUUCCCAAGACAGAAGUCCGACAGAACGAGACAAGUCGCUUGAAGGAACGUGAAUCUCCGGACAUUAAUGACUGGCCGGACGAGGAAGAGAACGGACCGUCCCUCCCCAUGGUUCAGCCCGAGGAUGAAGAAAAUAUUUUACAACAAUACGAUCGGCCCAAACAACUACAAUCUGGUAAAUCAAGGGAUUUAGGGCCCCCAAGAAAGAAAUCGGCCCGAAAGUCCCAAUUUGACUCUAAACAGCCCAUCAUCAUCACUUUUGAUUCAUUGGGAUGUCAGCGAUCCCCUACAGCUCGGAUCCUCAGGCAAUACCUUGAGGAGGAAGGGAAAGCGAAAAAAUCACUUACCAUUGACCCGAAAAAAAUUCUGAGCAUGACUGCUCAACAAAUACCGCAUCAGCCUAAUUUUUCUGAUUGUGGACUGUAUCUCUUGGCAUAUCUUGAAAAGUUCAUGCACGAUCCAGAUGAAUUAAUUAGGAAAUUGGUGAAUAGGGAGAUGAGUGAACAGAAUGACUGGCCGCUAAUGAAAUCUCGAGUUCUUCGCCGGCGACUUCGGAACUUUCUCCUAGCCUUGUACGACGAGGCGGAGGGAGUGGCUCAGGAAGGAAGUAAGUUGGUGAAUGUGAAACCUCUGAAAAUCCUCCUGGGAGACUCUGUACACUCUCCAAAGGCAUCGCCAGCUAAGUCUUCUGAAUGGAGGGGGAAGCAACAUGGAUACGAGGAGUGCCCAAGCCCCGAAGCCACGCCCAACACUGAAGAGAAAAAGAAAACAGCACAUAGUGCUGAGAAAGAACCACAGCAGGCUACACCAACACGAUUCUCUCUUUUGCCUCGUCAAAAUGACCAGCAAAGAACAACAAAGACCACGAGAGCUAUUGGAGAUGAUGCUGCUCAGCAGUACACAGCCCAGGCGAUGCCUUUAGGAAUUUCGGCAUAUGGAUGCCAAAAUGCUGCAAUUGAAGAUCCGCCCGUCGAAGUUCCCAGAACUCCUUCACCAGAUAUUGUUGGGAUGAGAGUGUCACGUCUUUCUACUCGCAAAUCGAGCCCAACUACACGCUCUCAGGGAUUACCCAGCCAAAACCAAGAGAUAUUGGACGGAAUUUAA
Molecule: messenger RNA, 3639 nt
Organism: Paracoccidioides brasiliensis Pb18
Product: SUMO protease ULP2
Exons: 8
Coding region: 1-3639 (1212 amino acids)
Biological process (GO): protein desumoylation
Cellular component (GO): nucleus; cytoplasm
Molecular function (GO): SUMO-specific endopeptidase activity
Source: RefSeq, a predicted model, not a curated record